AAGAGAAAGAAAAAGAAAGGAACCUUGUCUUCUAUACCACAUUCACUUAAGACAAAAAUAGGGAAGCUAUUUUUUAGCUUGAAAAUAAUGUUAUGUAUUCUAUGCUGCAGAUAUUCAAUUUUAUAUCCUAGGAAACACUACUGUUCUACUAGGAGGCAGUGUAAGUGUGAGUCCUGGCUCUGCCGCUUGUUGUGAGACCUUGGUCAAGCUACCCGACCUUGCCAACCCUUACCGUCCCGGUCCGUAAAAGGUAGUAACAGCUACCUCCACAAGCGAUUGAUCGAAUAAGGCUGACAACACAGCGAUGGCACGUGCCAAGCGCUCCUAUGGCACCUGUCAUCACGAGCAGCAGUUCAGUGAAGUUCGUAUCUCAGCGACUCGGUGGGUCAGUGCAGUACACGUAGAAGCACACUGAUGGGAAUGCGUAGGUUGAAUUUCAUUACACAGGUUAGUAUUAGCCAGGCAUUUUACUAGCUGGACUCUGAGUAUUGUUUACUCUCACUGUGUUUAAUUAGCCAAAUUCAAAAUUAGUAAUUCUGCGCUCAGGUUAUCUGAUUCUCCACAGCGCGGUCAGAGAAGACACUGCCUCUUGAGGACCGCAGACUGCAGCGUUUGCAGUGCGCGUUUGCUGUGGCGGAAGAGAACACCGACGUUCAAGCCCGGGCUCAAGCCACGAUCUCUCAAACCAUGAAGACAUCCGCAGCGAAUUUACAAAAAAAAAAAAGGCAGAGCAACACCGACAAGAAAGACGACCGAGGGGGCGGAGAAGAGGUAGAAGAUGUGGCAGAGGCGACAGAUAAAGGAGAAGGACAGAGAGGAACCCGGCCCCGACUGGGCUUUGAGGGAGGCCAGACUCCAUUUUACAUACGAAUCCCAAAAUACGGGUUUAAUGAAGGACAUAGCUUCAGACGCCAGUAUCAGCCUUUGAGUCUCAACAGGCUGCAGUAUCUUAUUGAUUUGGGUCGAGUUGAUCCUACUCAGCCUAUUGACUUAACCCAGCUUGUCAAUGGGAGAGGUGUGACCAUCCAGCCAUAUAAAAGGGAUUAUGGUGUCCAGCUGGUAGAGGAGGGUGCUGAUACCUUUAAGGCGAAAGUUACUAUUGAAGUACAGUUGGCUUCAGAACUAGCCAUUGCUGCAAUCGAAGAGAGUGGUGGUGUCGUUACUACAGCCUUCUGUGAUCCCAGAAGUCUGGAAAUUCUGUGCAAACCUGUUCCAUUCUUUCUGCGU
Equus quagga is the source of this 1227-nucleotide messenger RNA. RefSeq names its product 39S ribosomal protein L15, mitochondrial-like. NCBI's taxonomy places the organism in Eukaryota, Metazoa, Chordata, Mammalia, Perissodactyla, Equidae. Gene Ontology annotation, molecular function: structural constituent of ribosome. The record is from RefSeq and is a predicted model, not a curated record. The transcript is spliced from 5 exons. The annotation marks the transcript as partial. Gene Ontology annotation, biological process: translation. Gene Ontology annotation, cellular component: mitochondrial large ribosomal subunit.